GAACUUACAACUGAAUUUUGAGAUGAAAUAAAGAUAUAACUACAAGGAUUGUGAACAUGGCUACAGCAGCGCCAACAGACAACCGAGUGUAUCUUUACCGUCUACUAACACUUAACAUAGAUCAUGGCACUACAAUCGUUAGAAACUUAAUUGACGACAGAUGCUCAAAUACUACACUGUCGACCAUUUUGGCCCAGGAGAGAAGAGCUAUAACCAACUUAAGGGCAAACAGAACAAUAACGAAGGUCCAGUUUGAUUUAUUGUAUCCACAAAGUGGCAUCACUCCUACAACGGCGGACUUCGAUCUUACUCUUGCUCUGUGCCUGCUAAGGACCCUGAAACAUUUUGGUUUAAAUCCCAAGUAUACUUGGAAUGUUACCCCUCAGCCAGGAGAUACUUCACUUGAAGCAGAUUUAUGUCGCUUGCGAAUGUAUCGUAAUGAACUGGCACAUAUUUCCUCGACAUCAGGCAUACAGAAGCAAGAAUUUAAUGAUAAGUGGAAAGACAUCGAAGGGGUUCUUCACAGACUUAAUUGUUUAGUUCAAACUCCUGUUACAAAUCUACAACAAAUCAUUGACGACUGCAAAAAUGGACCUCUUGAUCCCGAAGCGGAGAAGAAAAUAGAACACCAAAUAGAGAAGAUGCAAAAAAUGGAAGAGAAACUAGAAAUUGAGGUGAAAGCUUUGACAAAAAAUGUUCACAAAAUAGAAACUGAUGUCCACGAAGCAAAAAGAGAUGUCCACACUGCAACAGAAGAUGUUCAAAAGAUAAGAGACGAAGUUCAUAAAGUAAAAGAAAAUGUUCACAUAAUAACAGUAGAUGUUCACAAAAUAGUAGACGAUGUUCACGAAGUAAAGGGAGAUGUUCACACGGUAACAGAAGCUGUUCACGAAGUAAAGGGAGAUGUUCACACGGUAACAGAAGCUGUUCACGAAGUAAAGGGAGAUGUUCACACGGUAACAGAAGCUGUUCACGAAGUAAAGGGAGAUGUUCACACGGUAACAGAAGCUGUUCACGAAGUAAAGGGAGAUGUUCACACGGUAACAGAAAUUGUUCACGAAGUAAAAGAUGAUAUUUGCACAGUAACCGACGAAGUUCGAAAACUCAGGGAAGAUUCUAGAACUACAAACGAAAGGAUAAAUGAGCUGGAAUUGAAAAGCAAAUCUGAAGAUGGUACGGGAACAAAACCUGAGGUACAAGCGGAGGAUGCUUACAUUCGACGCAAAGAAGACAAACUUUAUAUGCCUCCUCCAUAA
Messenger RNA from Mercenaria mercenaria, 1256 nucleotides. RefSeq names its product probable DNA double-strand break repair Rad50 ATPase. The record is from RefSeq and is a predicted model, not a curated record. The transcript has 5 exons. Lineage: Eukaryota; Metazoa; Mollusca; Bivalvia; Venerida; Veneridae. Bases 57 to 1256 code for a protein of 399 amino acids.